This is a messenger RNA of Vombatus ursinus (common wombat), 7753 nucleotides long. RefSeq names its product unc-79 homolog, NALCN channel complex subunit (gene UNC79). The transcript has 48 exons. Lineage: Eukaryota; Metazoa; Chordata; Mammalia; Diprotodontia; Vombatidae. Gene Ontology annotation, molecular function: protein binding. The coding region runs from base 16 to 7545 and encodes 2509 amino acids. The record is from RefSeq and is a predicted model, not a curated record.
ACUUUGCCCUACACAAUGAUAUCAACAUUAGCUACCUUUCCUCCGUUUCUACACAAGGAUAUUAUUGAAUAUCUUAGCACAUCUUUUCUACCCAUGGCUAUAUUGGGCUCAUCCAGGAGAGAAGGUGUUCCUGCACAUGUUAAUCUCUCGGCAUCUUCCAUGUUAAUGAUAGCAAUGCAGUACACAUCAAACCCAGUGUAUCAUUGCCAGUUAUUGGAAUGCCUCAUGAAAUAUAAGCAAGAAGUCUGGAAAGAUUUGCUAUAUGUAAUAGCAUAUGGACCUUCUCAAGUGAAACCUCCAGCUGUGCAGAUGCUCUUUCACUAUUGGCCCAAUUUAAAACCUCCAGGGGCCAUAAGUGAGUACAGGGGAUUGCAGUACACAGCCUGGAAUCCCAUCCACUGCCAGCAUAUUGAAUGCCAUAAUGCAAUUAACAAACCAGCGGUGAAGAUGUGUAUAGACCCCUCUCUGUCAGUGGCUUUAGGAGAUAAACCACCACCAUUAUACCUUUGUGAAGAAUGUAGCCAGCGGAUUGCAGGGGAUCAUAGCGAAUGGCUGAUUGAUGUUCUCCUCCCACAAGCUGAAAUAUCUGCUAUAUGUCAGAAAAAGAACUGCAGCUCUCAUGUGAGGAGGGCUGUUGUCACCUGCUUCUCAGCAGGGUGCUGUGGUCGCCAUGGAAAUAGGCCUGUCCGGUACUGCAAAAGGUGCCAUUCAAACCACCAUAGCAAUGAAGUUGGGUCGACAGGAGCCACAGCAGAGACCCACCUGUAUCAGACAUCACCUCCACCAAUCAACACAAGGGAAUGUGGGGCUGAGGAACUUGUAUGCACAGUGGAGGCUGUGAUUAGCUUGCUGAAGGAAGCUGAAUUUCAUGCUGAGCAGAGGGAAUAUGAACUAAACCGUCGAAGACAAAUGGGACUUUCCUCUUCCCACCACUCCUUGGAUAACACUGACUUUGAUAACAAAGAUGAUGAUAAACAUGACCAACGACUGCUCAGCCAAUUUGGAAUAUGGUUCUUAGUGAGUCUUUGUACCCCUAGUGAGAAUACACCUACUGAAAGCUUAGCCAGGCUGGUUAGCAUGGUCUUUCAGUGGUUCCACUCCACAGCUUACAUGAUGGAUGAUGAAGUCGGAAGCUUAGUGGAAAAGCUGAAACCUCAGUUUGUCACCAAGUGGUUGAAGACCGUGUGUGAUGUUCGCUUUGAUGUCAUGGUCAUGUGCCUGCUUCCAAAACCGAUGGAAUUUGCCAGGGUUGGUGGGUACUGGGACAAGUCCUGCAGCACAGUGACCCAGCUAAAGGAAGGUCUCAACCGUAUUCUUUGCCUGAUUCCCUACAAUGUGAUCAGUCAGCCUGUGUGGGAAUGCAUCAUGCCAGAGUGGCUAGAAGCCAUCAGAACAGAAGUCCCAGAUAACCAGCUAAAAGAAUUCAGGGAAGUAUUAAGCAAAAUGUUUGACAUUGAGCUUUGCCCUCUCCCUUUUUCAAUGGAAGAGAUGUUUGGAUUUAUCAGUUGCCGGUUCACAGGAUACCCCGCUUCUGUGCAGGAGCAAGCUCUACUAUGGCUUCAUGUAUUAUCAGAGUUAGACAUCAUGGUCCCACUUCAGCUACUAAUAAGCAUGUUUUCUGAUGGAGUUAAUUCCGUCAAAGAGCUGGCAAAUCAAAGAAAAUCAAGAGUCAGUGAGCUGGCAGGGAGUCUUGCAGCUCGAAGGGUGAGUGUUGCCUCUGAUCCUGGUCGCCGAGUUCAGCACCAUAUGUUAAGCCCAUUUCCUAGCCCUUUCCAGAGCCCUCUUCGUAGUCCCAUGCGCAGUCCAUUUCGGAGCCCUUUCAAGAACUUUGGACACCCAGGAGGAAGGACUAUUGAUUUUGAUUGUGAAGAUGAUGAAAUGAAUCUGAAUUGUUUCAUUCUCAUGUUUGAUCUCCUCCUGAAGCAGAUGGAGUUACAAGAUGAUGGAAUCACCAUGGGUUUAGAAAACAGUCUGUCUAAGGACAUCAUUUCUAUUAUAAAUAAUGUCUUCCAAGCCCCCUGGGGGGGUUCUCAUACUUGCCAGAAGGAUGAAAGAGCUAUUGAGUGCCACUUGUGCCAGUCAAGCAUCCUUUGCUAUCAGCUGGGGUGUGACCUCCUAGAACGACUGGCUCCCAAAGAAGAAAGCCGACUAGUGGAGCCCACAGACAACCUUGAGGACAGUCUUCUCUAUUCUCGGCCUGAGUUUAUAAUAGGCACUGAGGGAGAAGAGGAUGAGAACCCUGUUGCAAAGCAUGGAGAGAACCCAGGAAAUCACACUGAACUCCCUGAAAACACUGCAAUAAAGAAUGAUACUGAAAGAAAAUUUUGUUACCAGCAACUUCCAGUAACUCUAAGGCUAAUAUAUACCAUUUUCCAGGAAAUGGCAAAGUUUGAAGAGCCUGACAUUCUUUUCAACAUGCUCAACUGCCUGAAGAUUCUCUGUCUUCACGGAGAGUGUUUAUACAUUGCAAGGAAGGAUUAUCCACAGUUUUUAGCCUACAUUCAGGAUCAUAUGCUAAUUGCAAGCCUAUGGAGAGUCAUCAAGUCUGAAUUUUCCCAGCUCUCUUCACUAGCAGUUCCUCUCCUUCUUCAUGCUUUGUCACUUCCUCAUGGUGCUGAUAUCUUCUGGACAAUCAUAAAUGGCAACUUCAAUAGCAAAGACUGGAAAAUGAGGUUUGAAGCAGUGGAGAAAGUGGCAGUCCUGUGCCGGUUUCUGGACAUUCAUUCAGUGACUAAAAACCAUCUGCUGAAGUACUCUUUGGCGCAUGCCUUCUGCUGCUUUCUGACAGCUGUAGAGGAUGUCAACCCUGCGGUGGCUACAAGAGCAGGGCUCUUGCUUGAUACCAUAAAGAGGCCAGCUUUACAGGGCCUAUGUUUAUGCCUUGACUUCCAGUUUGAUACAGUUGUUAAGGAUAGACCUACAAUUCUUAGCAAGCUUUUACUCCUACAUUUUCUAAAGCAAGAUAUACCUGCAUUGAGCUGGGAGUUUUUUGUUAAUAGAUUUGAGACCCUUUCCCUGGAGGCUCAGCUGCAUUUGGAUUGCAACAAAGAGUUUCCUUUUCCAACAACGAUCACUGCUGUAAGGACCAAUGUUGCUAACCUCAGUGAUGCAGCAUUGUGGAAGAUCAAGAGGGCUCGUUUUGCAAGGAAUCGCCAGAAAAGUGUGCGUUCCCUGAGAGACAGCGUGAAAGGGCCUGUGGAAUCAAAGAGGGCACUAUCCCUUCCUGAAACUCUAACCUCCAAAAUUCGGCAACAGUCUCCUGAGAAUGAUAACACGAUAAAGGACCUGCUCCCUGAAGAUGCUGGGAUUGACCAUCAGACAGUGCACCAGCUGAUUACAGUUUUAAUGAAGUUUAUGGCUAAAGAUGAGAGUAGUGCGGAGUCAGACAUCAGUAGUGCUAAGGCCUUUAACACAGUCAAACGGCAUUUGUAUGUUUUACUUGGUUAUGACCAGCAAGAAGGAUGCUUUAUGAUAGCCCCUCAAAAAAUGCGCCUCUCGACUUGUUUCAAUGCAUUUAUUGCUGGAAUUGCACAAGUGAUGGAUUAUAACAUCAAUCUGGGAAAACAUCUUCUCCCUUUAGUGGUUCAAGUGCUUAAGUACUGCUCUUGUCCUCAACUGCGACAUUACUUUCAGCAGCCGCCGCGUUGCUCCCUGUGGUCUCUGAAGCCUCACAUUCGGCAGAUGUGGUUGAAGGCAUUACUCGUUAUUCUUUAUAAGUAUCCAUACCGAGAUUGUGAUAUCAGCAAGGUUAUGUUGCAUCUGAUCCAUAUAACAGUCAAUACACUCAACGCACAGUAUCAUAGCUGUAGACCUCAUGCUACUUCAGGACCUUUGUACAGUGACAACAGUAACAUCAGCAGAUAUAGUGAGAAAGAAAAAGAGGAAGAUAGUGUUUUUGAUGAAUCUGAUAUUCAUGAUACACCUACUGGACCCUGCAAUAAGGAGUCUCAAACUUUUUUUGCAAGAUUGAAAAGGAUAGGCGGCAGCAAAAUGGUGAAAUAUCAACCGGUUGAGAUGAAUGUGCAGAGAAGUGAAAUAGAACUGGCUGAAUAUAGAGAAACGGGUGCAUUUCAAGACAGCAUUCUACGCUGUGUGAGAGAAGAAAGCAUUCAGAAAAAAAAGCUGCGCUCUUUAAAACAAAAAUCUCUUGAUAUAGGGAAUGCAGACUCCUUGUUGUUUACCUUAGAUGAGCAUCGUAGGAAGUCCUGCAUAGACCGGUGCGAUAUAGAUAAGCCUUCUACCCAUGCUGCUUACAUCACACAUAGACAAAAUGAUUAUGGAAGACCCAGACAGAAUUCUUCUACCAGACUGGACAAUACAGAAAUCCCUGAGAACCCCAUUAUAGAGGGUUUUCAAGAAACCCGAAGACCAGUGAUACCAGAAGUCAGAUUAAACUGCAUGGAGACCUUUGAGGUGAAAGUUGAUUCUCCAGAAAAACCUUCCACUCCUAAAGAGGAUUUAGAUCUUAUUGAUUUGUCAUCAGAUUCCACAUCAGGGCAUGAAAAGUGCUCUAUCCUCUCCACUUCAGACAGUGACUCUCUUGUCUUUGAGCCCCUUCCUCCUCUUCGAAUAGUGGAAAGUGAUGAAGAGGAGGAAACAAUGGAACAAGGUACUGAGGGUAUCUCUAGUAAAAAUACUCUUUCCUUUCCUUCAAGUCCCACUGGGCCCUCUGUACUCACAACUCCUCUUGUGCAAGUUAGUGUAGAAGAUUGCUCUAAAGAUUUUGCUUCUAAAGACAGAAGAAAUAGUCAGUCAUCAGGGAAAAAGGAAACUUCUCCCCAGCUUUCUGAAGAGCCAAAAGAUGGUGAAGAGUUGUCAAAGCUAGAGACACUUCAAGAAUUUUCCUGUGGUAGCCCUCUCACUUUGAAACAGAAGAGAGACCUUCUGCAGAAAUCUUUUGCCCUUCCUGAGAUGUCAAUUGAUGAUAGCACUGAGCUUAGCAUGGAGGAAGAAAAGGAAGGUGGACAGAACUCAAGUUCAUGUGCCAAAACAGUUCUCCUUAAAGUUCCUGAAGAUGCUGAGAGUCAGUCUGAAAGCGAAAAGCCUGAUGCUAGUGCUGAGUCUGACACAGAGCAGAAUGCUGAACAAAAGGCAGGAGAGGAUGGAACUGAGGAGUCUGAAUUUAAGAUCCAGAUCGUGCCUCGGCAAAGGAAGCAGAGGAAGAUUGCAGUCAGUGCUAUCCAGAGAGAGUACUUGGACAUUUCUUUCAACAUUCUAGACAAACUGGGAGAGCAGAAAGAGUCAGAUCCUUCUGCUAAAGGACUUUCAACUUUGGAAAUGCCCAGGGAAUCUUCCUCUGCACCAACUUUAGAAGCAGGUGUGCCAGAAACAAGUAGCCAUUCUUCUAUAUCAACUCAGUAUAGGCAAAUGAAAAGGGGAUCAUUGGGAGCUCUGACAAUGAGCCAAUUAAUGAAGCGACAGCUGGAACAUCAGUCUAGCGCCCCUCACAACAUCAGCAACUGGGACACUGAACAGAUACAGCCUGGGAAGCGUCAGUGUAAUGUGCCAAUGUGCCUAAACCCUGAACUGGAGGGACCACCGCUAAGAAUGAGAGGUGCUACUAAAUCCAGUCUGUUGUCAGCGCCCAGCAUAGUCAGCAUGUUCGUACCUGCACCAGAAGAAUUCACUGAUGAACAGCCCACGAUGAUGACUGACAAAUGCCACGACUGUGGGGCCAUUCUUGAAGAAUAUGAUGAAGAAACACUAGGACUAGCCAUUGUAGUGCUCUCCACAUUCAUCCACCUAAGUCCAGAUCUUGCAGCUCCUUUGUUGCUGGAUAUCAUGCAGUCUGUGGGAAGAUUGGCAUCCAGCACCAGUUUUUCCAACCAAGCAGAAAGCAUGAUGAUCCCUGGUAAUGCUGCAGGGGUGGCGAAGCAGUUUCUCCGCUGUAUCUUCCAUCAACUAGCUCCCAAUGGGAUAUUCCCACAGCUGUUCCAGAGCAGUAUAAAAGAUGGGAGUUUUUUACGAACCUUAGCUACAUCUCUCAUGGACUUCAAUGAGCUUAGUUCCAUUGCUGCACUCAGUCAGCUGUUGGAGGGUUUGAAUAACAAAAAGAAUUUGCCAGCAGGGGGUGCCAUGUUACGCUGCUUAGAAAACAUUGCCACCUUCAUGGAAGCUUUGCCAAUGGAUUCUCCGAGCAACCUCUGGACUACCAUCAGUAACCAGUUUCAGACUUUCUUUACCAAAUUGCCUUGUGUUUUACCUCUGAAGUGUUCUUUAGAUUCCAGUUUGAGAAUAAUGAUCUGCCUCCUGAAGAUACCUACCACCAGUGCUACAAGGAGUCUGCUGGAACCAUUUUCAAAACUACUCAGCUUUGUCAUUCAAAAUGCUGUGUUCACAUUGGCCUACCUGGUGGAAUUGUGUGGCUUGUGUUACAGAGCUUUUACUAAGGAACGGGAUAAAUUCUACUUGUCUCGUAGUGUUGUCUUAGAGCUACUCCAAGCUCUGAAGUUAAAGUCUCCUUUGCCAGAUACAAACCUACUACUGCUGGUCCAGUUUGUUUGUGCAGAUGCUGGAACCAAACUAGCUGAGUCAACAAUCCUGCACAAGCAGAUGAUCGCAUCCAUGCCUGGAUGUGGAACAGCAGCUAUGGAAUGCAUGAGACAAUACGUAAAUGAAGUACUGGACUUUAUUGCUGACAUGCAUACAUUAACCAAACUUAAGAGCCACAUGAAGACGUGUUCUCAGCCUUUGCAUGAAGAUACCUUUGGUGGACAUCUCAAAGUUGGGUUGGCUCAAAUUGCAGCCAUGGAAAUCACGAGAGGCAACCACAGGGAUAAUAAAGCCGUUAUUCGCUACCUCCCCUGGCUCUACCAUCCUCCCUCUGCAAUGCAACAAGGACCUAAAGAAUUUAUUGAGUGUGUUUCUCAUAUCCGCCUGCUGUCCUGGCUACUUCUGGGUUCACUCACACAUAACUCUGUGUGUCUAAAUCCCUCAUCUCCCUGUAUGCCAAUUCCUCUGGAUGCAGGGUCCCACAUAGCAGAUCAUCUUAUCGUUAUCCUGAUUGGAUUUCCUGAGCAAUCAAAAACAUCUGUGUUGCACAUGUGUUCCCUCUUCCAUGCAUUUAUCUUCGCUCAACUAUGGACGGUCUACUGUGAACAAACUGCUGUUGCUCCCUCUGUCCAAAAUCAGAAUGAAUUUAGCUUUACAGCCAUUCUUACUGCACUGGAAUUCUGGAGUCGGGUGACACCUAGCAUUCUACAGCUAAUGGCACAUAACAAAGUGAUGGUAGAAAUGGUGUGUCUCCAUGUGAUCAGUUUGAUGGAAGCACUGCAAGAAUGCAAUUCAACCAUUUUUGUCAAGCUCAUACCUAUGUGGCUGCCAAUGAUUCAAUCAAAUUUGAAGCAUUUAUCGGCUGGACUACAACUACGACUUCAAGCAAUUCAGAACAAUGUGAACCACCACAGCCUGAGGAUGCUGCAGGGCUCUGGACAGACAAGCACGAGCUCAUCCGCACUCCGGAAGUGGCUCCAGUGCACGCAGUUCAAAAUGGCCCAGGUGGAGAUCCAGUCCUCUGAAGCUGCCUCCCAGUUCUACCCUCUAUGAACAGGGUGUGUCGCUUCUAGCGUGAACGCUCUGGUUCAGCAAUAACGGGGUUCCAGACAAAUACUAGGAUCCACGCAGGUUUGAGAAGGCAUUGGGAACAGUGUUCCCCCUCCGUAGUUUAGGUACAGACAUGCGGAGCCUGCCAAUGGCCGUGUCGAAGCCUUCCUGCUUCACCUGUUUCUGACGUCUCCUUGGGCUAGCCGAUUAA